AUGGCAAUAUCUGCCUUAUUGUUGGUUGGAGGAACAUUCUUAUCGUCCGGUAAAGCUACACAUUCCGUAGGAGUUUGCUAUGGAGUAAAUGGUGAUAAUCUACCAUCAAAGCAAGCAGUUGUGGAUUUAUAUAAAACGAAUGGCAUAGGUGGAAUGCGUAUAUACAGUCCGAAUGAAGAAACACUUGAGGCCCUUAGAGGUUCAAACAUCGAGUUGAUCAUGGACGUGGCUGGGGAAACCAUUCAAUCUUUGACAAACUCCGAUGCUGCCACAAACUGGGUCAAUAAGUACGUGACACCUUACUCUAACGACGUCAAAUUCAAGUACAUCAAUGUUGGAAACGAAGUUCACCCUAGUAACACUGUGGCCCAAUACAUUCUACCUGCCAUGACUAACAUCCACAAUGCAAUUUCAUCAGCAAAUUUACAAGAUCAAAUCAAGGUGGCAACAUCGAUAGACGGUACUGUGAUUACCAACUCCUACCCACCCAAUAAUGGUGCUUUCACCGCUGAUGCAAUGCCAUAUAUAACACCCAUUAUAAAAUUCCUAGUAGAAAAUGGGACCCCACUUCUUGCCAACGUGUACCCCUACUUCGCCUAUGCUAAUGAUCAACAACAUGUUAGUCUUGCAUAUGCUCUUUUCACCCAACAAGGAAACAAUGAUGUUGGGUACCAAAACCUUUUUGAUGCUAUGGUGGAUUCAAUAUAUGCUGCUCUUGAGAAAGUGGGAGCGUCUAAUUUGCAGAUAGUUGUUUCUGAGAGUGGGUGGCCAUCUAAUGGUGGAAAUGGAGCCACUACUGAAAAUGCAGGAACUUACUAUGCUAAUUUGAUUAGUCAUGCAUCGGGUACGAGUGGAACUCCAAAGAGACCUGGUAUUCCUAUAGAGACUUUUUUGUUUGCCAUGUUUGAUGAAAACCAAAAGCCGGGUGCAGAAACUGAGCUACAUUUUGGUCUCUUCACUCCUGAUGAAGCAACCAAAUAUAGGCUCAGUUUCAAUUGA
Molecule: messenger RNA, 999 nt
Organism: Cajanus cajan (pigeon pea)
Lineage: Eukaryota; Viridiplantae; Streptophyta; Magnoliopsida; Fabales; Fabaceae
Product: glucan endo-1,3-beta-glucosidase
Biological process (GO): carbohydrate metabolic process
Molecular function (GO): hydrolase activity, hydrolyzing O-glycosyl compounds
Source: RefSeq, a predicted model, not a curated record